Racocetra fulgida is the source of this 474-nucleotide messenger RNA. The record is from the annotation of a GenBank genome assembly. NCBI's taxonomy places the organism in Eukaryota, Fungi, Glomeromycota, Glomeromycetes, Diversisporales, Gigasporaceae.
AUGUCUGCAAAUAACGAUAAUAUUCCAGCCAAAGACUUCGUUCCUUUGAUAAGAGAAAUAAUAAAAGUGGCUGAUGAAAUUAUAGAAUUUUAUCAAAAUGUAAAGUAUAAUAGACGAAUUUGUGGAUUCCUAAUAAUUAAAAUACAAGUAGCUCGUGCAUCAAUAAGCAAUCUAGAAAUUUGUGCGAACGAAUUUCCUGAAUCCACUGAUUUUUUUACUCCAGACAAUAGUACAAAUUUACGAAAUUUUAAAUUUGUUAUGAGAAAAAUUGAAGAAUUCAUCAGAAAACUUCAAGAUAUUCAAAGUUACCGAUUAUUUUUUGAUCCAAAUUCUAUUAAAAAUGAAUUUUUUGGCCUUAGUAAAGAAUUAGAUAAUUCUAUGGAAUUAUUAAAAUUUUUAAUAACUAUCGAGAUAAAACAACCAACGGCAAAAAAUAUUGACUUGAUAGAUAAAGAUAUUGACGAGAUGAAACAG